AUGCAGAGUUUGCGCCUGGUUCACCAUUACACUAUUGCUUCGAGUGACAUCUUCUCGCCGGACGCGUGUACCAGCGAAAUAUGGAGAGUCACUGUUCCCCAAGCUGCUUUUUCUCAUGAAUUUUUGAUGCAUGGAUUGCUGGCUGUAUCCGCUCUGCACUACGCUCAAACUCAUCCCGAUGAGCGGGAAGAAUACCUUAUAAUAUCAUCCCAUUACCAAGGCCUCGCCCUGCAGUUUUUCGCAACGCGGCUGGGAGAUAUUUCUGAUGACAACUUUGAACCAUUCUUCUUUCUCGCCACUUUUAUUUUCCUAUGGAACAUCUACACCUUUUCUGAUGCUCAUCAGGACGCCAAACCUGUCUCUACUGCUGAGAUAGCCCAGUCCUUCAAACUUCUGCAUGGGAUUAAAAGCAUUUGCGACGCGAGACCGAGCGGAUGGAGGGAGGACGGCCCGCUGGCACCGCUGUUUGAGCAGUGGGAGGUCUUUCCGGUGGACAGAACAGGCCCGUUUCACGCUCAAAUGGACCGAUUAUACGACCUUGCGCGCGAUCUCAAUCCUUCAUUCGAUGCUAUUAACACCCAGUCGUCGUGCUUGCUUGCAAUCGAGACUCUCCGGACUACGUAUGCAGCAUGCAUGUGCGACAAGUCGGAAAAGCAGGCACAGCGUAUCUGGUUUUGGCCGAUAACACUGACCCAAGUGUUUAUGGAUCUGGUCAAGACCAAUCAUCCGGUGGCACUUAUUAUUCUAGCGCAUUAUGCCGCGCUGGCAAGAACGUUUGAGAAGAAUAAUUGGAUCAACAUGGGAUGGAGUGCUAAAGUCAUGGGUGCCGUUGAAACCACAUUGGACGAGAAAUGGAAGGAGUGGGUUGCGUGGCCGUUCAAGUCAUUAAGGGAUGAAAUCGAUGUUAACAAGAUGGAUCCCCCUAAUACCUGA
Molecule: messenger RNA, 933 nt
Organism: Ilyonectria robusta
Lineage: Eukaryota; Fungi; Ascomycota; Sordariomycetes; Hypocreales; Nectriaceae
Exons: 2
Coding region: 1-933 (310 amino acids)
Biological process (GO): regulation of transcription by RNA polymerase II
Molecular function (GO): DNA-binding transcription activator activity, RNA polymerase II-specific
Source: RefSeq, a predicted model, not a curated record